Molecule: messenger RNA, 13647 nt
Organism: Pipra filicauda (Wire-tailed manakin)
Lineage: Eukaryota; Metazoa; Chordata; Aves; Passeriformes; Pipridae
Gene: ARFGEF3
Product: ARFGEF family member 3
Exons: 36
Coding region: 390-7022 (2210 amino acids)
Biological process (GO): regulation of ARF protein signal transduction
Molecular function (GO): guanyl-nucleotide exchange factor activity
Source: RefSeq, a predicted model, not a curated record
UGGCGGCGCCGGCCCUGCUCUAAGGGUUCUCCGCCCUCCCGCCGAGAAGGGAGUCCCUGUGCUCCCGUGGGCAGUGCCAGGCCCGGCCCCAGCCCCGCUGCGCCACCGGGGCCUGCCCGGGGUGGGAGAGGAGGAGGAGGAGGAGGAGGGACUCCGCAGCGGCAACAACUGACGUGUCCCCGCCAUGGAGCUCGGCGUGAUUCAUCAGCAGCGGCGGGGCGGCAGCGGGAUGCCGCGCUCCGCUCCCGCGUAGGCACUGCUGCGGCGGGGGCAGCCCCGGCACGGCUCUGCCGCCCGCACCGCCCUCCUCCUCCUCCUCCUCCUCCUCCUCCUGCUCGCCGCCUGCUUCUCUUCCCCCGCGGCUAGGCGAAGAUCCCGAGGGAGGCAAGAUGGAAGAAAUCCUGCGAAAGCUGCAGAAGGAGGCGUCGGGGAGCAAGCACAGGGCCAUCAAGGAGAGCUGCACCUGGGCCAUCGAAACCUUGGAUUCUCCCGAUGCUGCUAUCAAGAUACCUCCAUAUCAGCUAAGGGAGAAGUGUCUUCUUCCUCUUCAACUGGCUCUGGAAUCCAAGAGCAUGAAGCUGGCCCAACAGGCUCUAGCAGGGAUGCAGAAGCUGCUGUCUGAUGAGAGGUUUGUAUCCGUGGAAACAGACUCAGACGAGAAACAGUUGCUUAAUCAGAUGCUGAAUGCCGUCAAAGUGACUCCUUCACUCAAUGAAGACCUGCAAGUUGAAGUGAUGAAGGUCCUGCUCUGUAUAACAUAUACCUCUACAUUUGAAUUGAAUGGGAGUUCAGUGUUGAAGAUUGCUGAGGUUUGCAUUGAGACAUAUGUAUCUAGCUGUCACCAGCGGAGCAUUAACACCGCUGUGCGGGCAACCCUCAGCCAAAUGUUGAGUGACUUGACUUUACAGUUACGACAAAAGCAAGAAAACAUGACAAUUGAAAACCAUGACACCCUGCAAAAAUUCAAGAGUCAAGGUACUUCAGUGGAGUCUCUUUGUGAUGAUGUUGUAUCUGUCCUCACUGUGCUCUGUGAGAAGCUCCAGGCUGUCAUAAACGACAAUCGGCAACUUCAGCUUCUUUACUUGGAGUGCAUCCUUUCCAUGUUAAACAGCUUCUCUCCCAGCAUGCACCAGCACAAAGGAUUCACUGAUCUAAUAUGGAAGCAACUGUGUCCAGCCCUAGUAGUAAUCUUGGGAAAUCCAAUCCAUGACAAAACUAUCACCUCUGCCCACAGCAGCAUCUGUCUUGAGGCUGAUUCACCUUCCUCAGGGAUCUCUGAUCAUGGCCGAGGUUCAGGUUGUUCCUCCACAGCACCUGCUCUUAGUGGGCCCGUUGCACGGACCAUAUAUUAUAUUGCAGCAGAACUGGUUCGAUUGAUGGGGUCAGUGGAAUCCAUGAAGCCUGUGCUACAGUCUCUAUAUCACCGGAUUUUGCUUUACCCACCACCUCAACAUCGAGUAGAAGCCAUCAAAAUUAUGAAAGAGAUACUUGGCAGUCCUCGUCAGCUUUGUGAUUUGGCAGGGCCCUGCUCUUCUGAAUCAGAAUCCAAGAAGAAGUCUAUUUCUAAAAGGAAGUCCCAUCUGGAUCUUCUCAAGCUUAUCAUGGAUGGGAUGACGGAAGCGUGCAUCAAAGGUGGUAUUGAAGCAUGUUAUGCUUCUGUGUCCUGCGUCUUUGCCCUGCUUGGAGCAUUAGAUGAGCUGAGCCAAGGGAGGGGUCUUAGUGAAGAGCAGAUCCAGCUGCUGCUCCAGCGCUUAGAAGAAUUGAAGGAUGGGACUGAAACGAGCAGGGACUCCAUGGAAAUCAAUGAUGCUGACUUCAGGUGGCAGAGGCGCAUCCUGUCCUCAGAAAAUCCUGCCUGGGAAUCAGGAAAUGAGAAGAGUCCUGAUAUUAGCAUUAGCGUUACCACAGACACUGGUCAGACUACUUUGGAAGGGGAUAUGGGACAGACGACUCCAGAGGAUAAUCCAGAAAGUCAAAAAAACUCACUGGCAUCUCCAGCUGGACAUGAAAGCAAAGAGAUUCAUUACAGAGAACCAGAGUCAGAAACCAUUGACCAGCCAGAUGUUGUUCAAAGAAGCCACACCAUAGUCUAUCCAGAUAUAACUAAUUUCUUAUCAGUUGAUUGCAAGACCCGGUCCUAUGGAUCCAGAUACAGUGAAAGUAACUUCAGUGUAGAUGACCAGGACCUUUCUAGGACUGAGUUUGAUUCAUGUGAUCAGUAUUCCAUGGCAGCAGAAAAGGAUUCAGGCAGGUCUGAUGUCUCAGACAUAGGCUCUGACAAUUGCUCCCUGGCUGAUGAGGAGCAGACACCACGGGAUUGUCCAGGUCACAGGUCCUUGCGUACUGCUGCUCUCUCUCUGAAAUUGCUGAAAAGCCAAGAAGCAGACCAACACAGCGCACGGCUGUUUAUCCAGUCACUUGAAGCUCUCCUUCCUCGGCUUAUAGCUCUUUCCAGCAUAGAAGAAGUGGAUGAAGCACUGCAGAGCUUCUCUUCAACAUUCUGCUCAGUUACUCACCUUAUCCACGCCCCCAAAGUGACGACAGUGGAAAGUCCGAGAAGGCAGCAGCACAGAGCUUUCAAACCCUCACGAGGUAUGAUGCACUCACCAGGAUUUGAGGGAAACCUAAAUUUCAACUUCCAAACUCUGAUGAAUGCAGACAGUCUCUACGUGGUAUCACAUUACACUCUGCUGCUUAACCUAAAAUUGGCCAACUCAGAUUACUACAGGAAGAAGCCUGCCCAAGCCCCUGUGCUGCUGAAGGAGUUCAUGAAGCAGGUCCAGUCCAGUGGAGUGUUGAUGGUAUUUUCCCAGGCCUGGAUUGAAGAACUGUACCACCAGGUGCUAGAAAGGAACAUGCUGGGGGAAGCUGGAUACUGGGGAAGCCCUGAGGAGCACAGUCUUCCACUUAUCAGCAUGCUGACUGACAUCGAUGGCUUGGGAAGCAGUGCAAUUGGUGGCCAAUUGAUGGCAUCUGCUUCAGCUCAAUCUCCUCUUUCCCAAAACCGGAAGACAGAUGAUUCUGUUGUUGCAGGAGUUGCUUUUGCCCGAUACCUUUUAAUCGGCUGUUGGAAGAACUUGAUUGACACUUUGUCCACCCCACUGACCGGCCGCAUGGCAGGCAGCUCCAAGGGGCUGGCUUUCAUCCUGGGAGCAGAAGGAGCCAAGGAGCAGAACCAAAAGGAGAAGGACUCCAUCUGCAUGAGCCUGGAUGGAUUGAGGAGGGCAGCCCGGCUGAGCUGUGCUCUAGGAGUUGCUGCUAAUUGUGCAUCUGCUCUUGCCCAAAUGGCUGCUGCCUCCUGUGUCCAAGAAGAGAAAGAGGAAAAAGAAAUCCAAGAACCCAGUGAUACUAUAGCUCAAGUGAAACAGAAAGUGGAGCAGAAACUGGAGCAGAUGGGAAAAAUGCAGGGAGUCUGCUUGCACACUGCUCAUGUUUUGUGUAUGGAUGCAGUCCUUAAUGUGGGUCUGGAGAUGGGAAGCCACAAUCAAGACUGUUGGCCUCAUGUAUUCAGGGUGUGCGAGUACAUCAGCACUCUGGAGCACAGUCACUUCAGUGAUGGUGCUUCCCAGCCCUCCCUUACCAUCACCCAGUCACAGCAGGCACCUGGAGGGCUACACCCAGCCUCUGAGCCUGGUGACUCUCCUCAGGCACUCACCCCCGAGCAGGAGACCACCCUCAGCAGCCAUCCUGUCAUUCAGCCUGUUUCUAUCCAGGAUCUCAUCAAGGACAACAGUAAGGGCAGAGCUUUCGAAUUCCGUGGAGGCAGUCUGCUGUGUGGGACCAGUGCUGCCAAGGCUGUUCUCACACUCUCCACGCAAGCUGACAGGCUCUUUGAAGAUGCUGCUGACAAGUUAAACUUGACGGCAUUGGCAGGCUUCCUUUACCAGCUCAAGAAGGCUUCUCAGGCCCAGCUUUUCCAUUCAGUCACAGAUACAGUUGAUUACUCACUAGCAAUGCCAGGUGAAGUAAAAUCUACCCAGGACAGGAGGAGUGCACUUCACUUGUUCCGACUUGGUGAUGCCAUGCUCAGAAUUGUAAGGAGUAAAUCUCGCCCAUUGCUCCACCUCAUGCGCUGCUGGAGCCUGGUGGCACCUCACCUUGUAGAGGCUGCCUGUCAUAAGGAGAGGCAUGUGUCUCGAAAGGCUGUCUCCUUCAUCCACGACAUCCUCACUGAAGUGCUGAUGGACUGGAAUGAGCCUUCUCACUUCCACUUUAAUGAGGCACUUUUCCGCCCCUUUGAGCGCAUCAUGCAGCUAGAGCUGUGUGAUGAGGAUGUUCAGGACCAGGUGGUCACCUCUAUAGGAGAGUUGGUGGAAAUGUGUUCUACCCAGAUCCAGUCGGGAUGGAGACCCCUGUUCAGUGCCCUGGAAACAGUGCACAGCAGCAACAAGUCAGAGGUUAAAGAGUACCUUGUAGGAGAAUACUCUAUGGGAAAACGCCAGGCUCCAGUGUUUGAUGUCUUCGAAGCAUUUCUAAACACAGACAGCAUCCAGGUCUUUGCCAAUGCUGCCACCAGUUAUAUUAUGUGCCUUAUGAAGUUUGUCAAAGGACUGGGGGAAGUAGAUUGUAAGGAGGUGGGUGACUGUAUGCCAGGAUCAGGAUCUGCAUCUACAGACUUGUGCCUUCCUGCGCUUGAUUACCUCAGGAGAUGUUCUCAGUUGUUAGCCAAAAUCUAUAAAAUGCCCUUGAAACCCAUCUUCCUCAGUGGUCGGCUGGUUAACUUGCCCCGAAGAGCGCAGGAACAGUCAGCCAGCAGUGAGGAUGGUAUUGAAUGCAUCCUUUCUGACUUUGAUGACGAUACUGGCCUUAUCAAUGUCUGGAUUAUUCUGCUGGAAGAAUUAACAACUGCCAUAUCCAACUGUCCCCGUCAACACCAGCCUCCUACUUUGGAUCUGCUCUUUGAACUGCUGAGGGACAUUGCCAAGACACCUGGACCAGGAUUUGGCAUUUACGCGGUUGUACAUCUUCUUCUUCCUACGAUGUCUCUUUGGCUCCAUCGCAGUCAUGGUGAUCAUUCUUACUGGGAUGUAGCAUCUGCUAAUUUCAAGCAUGCCAUUGGCCUUUCCUGUGAACUUGUAGUGGAGCACAUUCAAAAUUUCAUACAUUCAGAUAUUGGUUAUGAAAAUAUGAUCAAUACUAUGCUGAAAGAUCUUUUCAAGUUGCUGGUAGCCUGUGUAGCAGAACCAACAGAAAUUAUUUCCAGAGUUGGCUGCUCUUGUAUCAGGUAUGUGUUAGUGACAGCAGGGCCUGUUUUUACGGAAGAGAUGUGGAGGCUUGCCUGUUGUGCCUUGCAGGAUGCCUUCUCUGCCACUCUGGAGCCAGUAAAGAACCUGUUGGGCUAUUUCCACAGUGGUUCUGAAAGCUUUAGUGGAGAUGCCUGUGAAGUGAAGGUGGCAGCCCCCUCCCUCUCGCCAAGUGCUGAAGCGGAAUACUGGAGAAUCAGAGCCAUGGCACAACAGGUCUUCAUGCUGGAGACUCAGUGCUCCCCAAAGACUCCUAGCAACAAGGAAGGGUUUGAACAUGCCCAGUCAUGUGUGCUCAUCAUUGACCUGCCACCAGAUAAGAAACCAAAUGGGCAUAGCCAGAGAAGGAAGCUGGGUAUUCCUUUCAGGACGAUAGUGGUGAGCUUGCUGUCCCACCAAGUACUGCUCCAGAAUUUAUAUGACAUCUUACUGGAAGAAUUCGUGAAAGCCCCUUCUAACUUGGAGGAGAAAAUGACAAUACAAGUACCAGAAAACAAGUUGGCUGGUUUUCUCAGGUACAUCUCCAUGCAAAACCUGGCUGUCAUCUUUGACUUACUGCUGGACUCCUACAGAACAGCCAGAGAGUUUGACACGAGACCUGGUUUGAAGUGUUUGCUGAAAAAAGUAUCUGGCAUAAGUGGAGCUGCCAACUUGUAUCGACAGUCGGCAAUGAGCUUCAACAUCUACUUCCAUGCCUUGGUCUGUGCAAUCCUGACAAACCAGGAGAACAUCACUGCAGAGCAAGUGAAAAAGAUCCUCUUUGAAGAUGAUGAGAGAAGCACAGACUCAUCACAACAGUGUUCUUCAGAAGAUGAAGACAUUUUUGAAGAGACUGCCCAGGUCAGUCCCCCCCGAGGGAAGGAGAAGAGGCAGUGGAGGGCUCGUAUACCAUCUCUGAGCGUGCAACCCGUCAGCAAUGCAGACUGGGGGUGGCUAAUCAAGCGGCUUCAUAAGCUCUGCAUGGAACUGUGCAACAACUAUAUCCAGAUGCAUCUGGACCUGGAGAAUAAUGUAGAGGAGCCUCCAGUAUUCAAAGGUGACUCCUUCUUCAUUUUACCAUCUUUUUACUCAGAAACCUCCACCCCAUCGACUGGAGGGCUAUCUGGAAAGGACACACCAUCAGAAGAUGACCGCAGUCAAAUCAGGGACCAACUGGGAGACAGCCUGACACCUCGAGGAGGAAGUGGAGAAAUGUUGCUGCUCCCCCCACCCUUAAGUCCUAAACCAGAGAAAAAAGAGCAAACCAAGAAAAAAGAAUGGUGGGAGAGUGCUGGCAACAAGAUCUACACUAUAGCCACUGACAAAACCAUCUCCAAGCUCAUGACAGAAUACAAGAAGAGAAAGCAGCAACAGGCCAUGACAUCCUUCACCAAAGAGAUCAAAGUGGAGAAGAAAGGGGAGCUCCUGGGUUCAAGAGGGCCAGAUUCACCCGUACUCCAGCGGCCACAACAUCUUAUAGAUCAAGGUCAAAUGAGGCAUUCAUUCAGUGCUGGUCCAGAGAUCCUGAGACAAGAGAAGAGACCACGCUCAGGAUCUACAGUCAGCUCCUUGAAUAUAUCUGUUAGGGAUGCUGAGGCCCAGAUACAGGCAUGGACCAACAUGGUGCUGACAGUUCUCAACCAGAUUCAGGCCCUGCCAGACCAAACUUUCACAGCCCUGCAGCCAGCAGUGUUCCCCUGUAUCAGCCAGCUGACUUGCCAUGUGACAGAUAUCCGUGUCCGCCAGGCAGUACGGGAAUGGCUGGGAAGAGUGGGGCGAGUUUACGAUAUCAUCAUUUAAACCAAGCAGUGCUCUGUUGCAAAGGGCAAAAGGCAUUCAAGGUAUACAGCAAAGAAGUAUUUGGGGUUCAUUAGUUGCCUAUUUGUUGGUCGUAAAUUAAGAAACAACGAGCUUGUUGAUUUAUGUCAUCCACUUGAGAUUGUGUGUUCCUCGCUCACACUAGCAAAGGAGGCAAAACAUGAGUCUGUCCAAGUGUCUGGCAUGGCCCCAGAACCCAGAAACUACCAGUAAGUCAGGCUGGUACCUGAAGGGGUGAUAGAUUUCAGUACCCUUCAUUUUAAUUCAAAUUUGCGACAGUGGGAGCCACAAGAAACUGCAGCAGAACUUCCACACUUGCAAUUAGCUGUGAAUGCAACUGUCAUGUGGAUGUCAAACCAGGUCAGUAAGCCUAUGUAACUUAAAUAAAUAAAUAAAUGCAAGUCAGGAAAAAGAUGGAGCUGUAUGACAAGCAAAAACAUGACACUUUUUAGGAUAACAUUUUCCCUUCAAAAAUUAGCAUGAGAGAGGAUAGGCAACUAAAGACUAUUAUAGUACCCAUAUACAUCACUUACUAAAGAAAGUGGAAAUUGAUUUUGCUCCAAGAAGAGCCUUUGAAGUCUGGUCACAUUUGGAGUAGCUAAAGUAUUCCAGGUCUAAAACUGGUGAACCAAGCACAGACUAUUGAUCCUUUUCAUUGCUCUUGUGGAGUAUUGCUUGAAGAGAAAUGGCACUGUCGAGCUGCCCUCUCUCCAGUGCUACCCUGGCUGCCUCUUCAGCUAUGCCUACAGCUGACCACUUUUUCACAGGUCAAAUUCCCCCUAAGGGCAAAAGGGAAGUUUGUUUUGUGUUUCCUGUGAAGCUGUGGGGAAGACACAACACAGAGUAAAUACCAGCAUGUGCCGGUAUGCAACAUUCAACGAAGCAGAAUAGGGAUAAAGUGUUCCAGUUUAAGCAACACUGUGGCUAUGAUUCUACUGGAAAUUUGUUUGCUUAUAUAGAGCUGCUGUAACCAGGAACACCCUUAUCACCUUUGUUAAAUGUAGCCUAUCAUUUCACAUUGAGCUGAAGCAAGAUGGAAAAUAGUCUGAAAGUCUUUCCUGUUUCUCUUCCAUUUCUUACCUGCUGCUCCUCGUGGAGGUUCAUCCCCCUCUGUGCAGCACUCCUAUAGGGACUACUGCAAUUUGCUGUUAUUAGGAAGAGGGAGGAGAAGGGGAAGGAUUGACUUGUGUUGUCAAAUGCAUAUGUGAUGCUCUUCGCACUAGACACAGCAAAGGGUUACCUUGCAGCACAAGUUAUGUCACGGCCCCUGGGACAUUCCAUCUGGAACUCCCAUGCCACAUAAUUUGUUGAUCAGAGUUGAAAUAACUUGUUGAAAAUAAGUUGAUUUUUAAUCUUUGGUGACCCCCUUAAUGCUGUUCUCCCAAGAUUUUAAAAUGUGCAUACCAACUAAAUAUACAGCUUCAGUCCCCACUCCAAAGCAUUCUAAAAAUGUCAUCUCUUUAUAUCAGGCCUGGAUUUUGCACAACUAACUGCUUUUAGCAUCUUAAACCUAGAAAACCCAAGGGAGCCAAGAGGCUUCACUGAACAGCCAUCACCCAAACUGCUGUGUUUACAAAGAAUCUGCCACUAUCCUCCUGCCUUUUCCCUCUGUUGCCUACUUUCCAUUUGUCACCUGUUAGACUUGUGCAGGGAAUAUUUGUCCCAUAAAUUUCUGUAGUGUCAGUCAUGCUGUUUCCCUUUCUUUCGAAACUUCUCUUUGCUAAACUGUUUAAAGGACAUAAAAGUUCCAUAAAAACAACUCUUUCGUACCACCUAAACUGAAUUUUUAAAUGACCAAGAAUUUUUUCAAUUGUCAGUUUUCUCCCAACAGUUUAAAUACUUCCUCGGGGACGGUUAGAUUAGCCUUUGGUAUCUGGGAGAGUUGUAGCACAGUUUGAGUUCUGUUGCCAUGUCCUUCUUAUACAUCUUUAGGUAGAGUAAAAGAGUGGUUAUAUUUUUUGUGCAAGUUUUUACUGGGCAUCUAUAUAGAACUGGUUUUAAAGCAGUACAUUAGUUAGGCAACAACAGAAAUCAGAAUAAUAAACCAUAUGCAAAACAGGUUUUGAUUAUUUAAAGAAACCCAGGUUUUCAUUAUAAAUUAUAUGAAUGGAUGCAGAUCCUUGUGGUACUGAUCUAAAACUAAAAAAAAUCGCUAGAUUACGUUGGGGUACUAAAAUUGGUAGCAGUACUGGUGAAAUCACCCAGGACUACAGAAGAGACCCUAGUAUCUAGGAAACACUAUGGUUAUAUGUUCUGGUUGCAAUACAAAAUCCUUCUGCAAAACAGAAAAAAAGCUCUAGGAGUGACAAUACCACUACCACCUCUCUCAAGUCAUGAAUAGUAUAACCUAGUAUUAUCUGAUUAGCCACCAUCUUGACCUAAAAUAUAAUUUAAUUUCAACUAUUUACACUAGAACUACCAUACUGGAAAAUGAGGAGUAGAUUUGCUAUACUGCUGUUGCCCUGUUUUAAACAUUGUCCUUCAAAUUGUGCACCAAGUGCCCAUUGUCACCCUCAGUGCCUCUUCUUAUUAGCACCCCUCCAUAAGAGGUCAUGAGUAACUUUGAGUAAUUCCAGAAACGUGAUUUAAAAGGAGGGGUGUGGGGUUUGAAGCAGCAAGCUUUACAUAGCAAAAUUCAGCAUGUGCUGCUCUUCCUUUUCUUUAUGUGUUAAAUGAUAAGCAGGUGAGGAGAGCAGCCCAGGGCCACUUCAGUAACCAUUUAUCUGAGAUGUAGAAGCCUUCUGAUGCACCUUCAAAUUAUAAACAAAUAAAAAAAUUGAGUUAGUUCAUUGGAUUCUCAGCAAUUUUUUUGCUAGUUUAGCCAUAGACAUCAGCGAGCCCCAAAGAAGUAGAACAAUAAACGCGUGAAGUCACUAUUUCAUAGGUCUGUGCAAUCUGUUUCAUGCCUCAUGGCUGCCAGCGUGAUACCUUUCAACCUCAAGCUUUUAGCCCAAAGGAGGAGUCUGCCAGGACAGUCCCAGGAAAAGGUGACUGGCAUCAGCCUGUCAUAAGCUUCAGGAGGGGAUUCCCAAACAUCCCAGUCAUGUCCAGCUACCUGUCCAUGCUACAGCAGCUUUUCUGCUUUCCACUUGUGAGUGGGGAAGCACCUCAGUCAGCAGCACAAAGUAGCCCUUGUACACAUGUAAGUCUUUCUCACACAUAUAACCCAUUCAAAUCCUCACUUAUAGCUCUAUAACCUAAUGCAUGAGCUAACAGCAGCAUCUUGGCAGCUUUACUCUGGUGGCUUGACAUCCUUCUCAGGUACCAGAGCUGCACCUCUGCUGCCUUUGCCUAAUUCACACUGCCCUCCUCAGGGUCACUGCAGCAAGCAGAGGCAAGGACACUCGUUUUCAAAUCUUGUAGGCAACCACUAACAGAGAAAGUUGCUGUUGUCCAUCAUCAACUACCUUUAAGCACAUGAAAUAGCUCAUCACUGUGCAAAUAUUUAAAGUGGACAAAAGCAGAGCACUCAUCAAGAAAGUGAUCCUUCUCUUACGUACCAGAAGCAAGGUUUGACCCCAGCUUACAUGAUCUCAGGCCAUUGCAUGUGUUUGCACUUUAUUCCGUACUGUGAACACAUGCAGACAUAUGAGAUGAUUGAUGCGUGUAUCUACAGAUACCUGUAGCUCCAGUCGCUGUCAUAUUCUGAGCAUUCAGCAGAUUUACAGAGAGCCAAUCCACGUUAGUAAUAUGUUUAUCAUGCUGUCCAAGUGCUUAUAUCACACCAGCACUGGUUAACGCGGUUACUCUGGUACAUUUUCUAAACAUUCAUCAGCCAUAGAAUUACCACCACUACCUUUUGGUUAACAUACUUUCAUGUCCUUAAGAUGUUAAGAUACGGAUUUAAUAUUUUCCUGGGGAUAAACACUCAUGUGAGAAUAACUGACUUAAUUUAGCAUCUGGAAAGAAUUGCUAGGAAAAGAUUUAGGCAAAACUUUCCUUGUACAACUUCAAGCACAGGCAACAGUUUUUUGCCUUAUCACAGAUAAAAAAUUCAUGUCCUCAGCACUAUGGCUGGCUCAUGCCAAGGCCAAGCACAGUUUACACCUGUGACUUGUAAGGUGCUUUGCCUUUCAGGUUGAGCUUCAAGUUUUUUUAAAACCUAAACAUUAACCUAAAUUCACUGACAAAUUCUCGCUCGCCAAAGAUAUAACCCCCACCUCUAAGUACCUUACGUUACUGUGUGUAAUCAUCAUCUGUACUUGAUACAGCAGCAUUUCAAUGUUGGUAUUGACACUUCAGAGCUUGGCACAGCACUGGCGUGAAACCGAGCAGCAAACAAACUAGCAAGUAGAGAGGUCCAGCUCCAUGUGCUGCCUGCACUUUGAAUGUGGGCCUAACCUGUGAAGAAAGGUACAAAGUGCCAAAGCUGUUGAAAUCAAUGGAAGUUAAGUACCUAGACAUCUUCACUACUCAGGACUCGGUCCUUGAAUCCUUUAGUCUCUACAUACGGGUUUACAAAUUCUCAGGAAAGGGUAAGUCCUGUACAGUUCCUCGCAUCACCCAUUCUGCUGCUGUCCCCUAUACAGCUCCUACUUGAAGAAUCCACAGGAACCAGCACAUAGUCCCAUGCAUCCCGGUGCUGCAAAAUUGGAACCUUUGCUUUUGCACAGAUCCAGUAGGAGGCUGACCCAAACAAGCUGAAGUGUUUUAUUUUUUACCUACCUCCUCAUCUGUGUAGAAGCCAAUUGAGAAACUGAGCGUGUGGUUUGGCUAUUGUCACCUUUAGCAAUCCAUUCUAGACAUGCCAUUUCUCAGUGAUAAAUUGUUUUUAAUUCACAAAAAAAGGGAAUUGCUCUCUUUUUUUUUCCCGCUUUUGUACUAAGAUCAUGUUUAAGCAGGCUACUUACUCAUUACUCCAGUUACAGUCAUUUAUGAAAAGACCUGUGUACAUGACAAAAAAAAACCCUAACUGUAUUUUGUAAGUAUAGAAGGACCAAGUUACCAUAGCACAGAAGCACAAAUGUUGGAUUUUAUGCAAUAUAGAUAACAGCAUCUGGCAGCUAGUGAUCCCUCUUCACUGAAACUCCCUAUUUUGAGUGGAGCUUCUAUAGGGAUAUGACUAAAGGGUCUCUUAGUGGCCCUCACCAGCAACACACCUGGGACUCCAGGAAGUUGUACAGCUGCAAGGAAGAAGUCGUAUAUCCUCUUUCUGUUGUUUCCACUAAUACCCCUCAGAACAUAUACUUAAUAUGUAACACUAAUAUACUAAACAGACAGAUUUUGCCAAACAUGCAGUGCUGGAUAUUUAAAAAUAAAAAAUGAAAACACACAUGGCCUAAGUAUGCACCAGUCUUUUCACUUAGUGGUCAGAGAUCUCCCAGCUGAAAACUAAAACCAGAGGGAAGAAGAAAUGCCCUAAUUCUGUGGUUAUUAGUGGAGCUGCACUGUAUGAUCCUGGAUUAAUGCAGUACUGAGCUUGCCUGUGGAACCAGAUCCCUCAAAUUCCAGUUUUUGGCAAAAUCACAGGUUGAGGUUUGCAUAGUCUCCACUGCCACAUUGAAUCAGGGUUUAUGGAAAGCAUUUUUGGUUAAGAAACAUGGCAACAGGAUCUAUUUCAAUCCUUUUACCCCAACAUCCCACUUUUCAAAAGGUAGUUUAUGUACUUCCAUAAAUUUCAUCUAAAUACCAUGGAGCACCAAGGCUGUUUCCUAUCCAUGCAUUUGGUUCAUCUGGGCUGCACUGAAGUGCCAUGCUUUCACAAGAAGCAAGCUGCAGUGAGAGAACUGAGCUAGCUGAGAGGCACAGGUACACAGGUGAAAGCAAGGGACAAAUACCACCUCCAUAAGCAGGCUGUGGCUCCUGAGCCACCUACUCUGCAGGGGAAGGCAGGAUUCAAUACCAAAGGGGAAACAGCCAGGAAUGGCAGAGCAUGGUGGUGACAGAGCCCUGUACUGCGUGUUGUUUGCUGGCGCAGAUGGGAGCAAGAGAUUGAAAAGUACACAAUGACAGUAGCAAGCACCUUCUUUCAGUUCCUCCUACUUUCUGUUCUCUGCCUCUUUUCUCUCCCCACUUUUGGUCGUUAUUUAUGAGACUGCAAACAUACUUCUAUGGGCCCUUCAACCAGAACUGAAGGCAAGCCAAAGGGAGUGAACACUCCAUUUCACCAAAGAUCUAAGCUUUUCCUGUUUGAAAAUUAAAAAAAUAAAAUUUUAUUUCCAUGAUGAUGGCUGCCACAGGAAGCAUUUUACCACAAAACAUGAUUCCCAGGACUUAAUCUCUCUAGCUGUAUAUUCAGGAGGAGCCAAUAAUAUUUUUUAAGAGAGACUAUAAAUCACCUUGUCAAGCAAGUGCUUACAUGGGGUUUACCUUCUGCUAAUUUGAUACCUAGCUGCAAUUCCUUGGUCUCAUCCAUGUUUCCUCCCUCUACCUUUCUGCUCUUCUUUAGAAAAACACCUUCCUAUGUCCGCUGCGUCCUGUUGUGCCGCUAGCUUUGUAUGGUCCUUGGGUGUCCAGUGGUCGGGCAGUCACUGUCAGCUGGCUUGCAAAUUGUAUUUUGUGUAUAUUUUAUUCUGACUGAAUUCUGAAAUGGAAAUAUUUUAAAACAAAAAGUAUAAACUAUUUAUGUUGUUUGUGUUGUAGAAUAAAGACUCAAAUGCAAAAUAAA